UAUAAAGUGAGGAGGCAGUGUUUGGUUUUGGGGGCUGGGUUGCCUAUGGAAUCUGCUAGUCUCUGCCUACUUUCUCGCAUCAGCACCACUAAGCUUUGAUUGCGUUUUAGCCCGGUCUGUCUGCAUCUGCGUUCCUUGCCUCGCGUCUUUGAUAUUAGCCUACAACACAGCAGACGAAGAAACGAAAAGGAUUUAUAAAAGUGUGUCCAUCCAUCUGCUUGAGAAGUGCACUAUUUUCUAUUAGUAAAGAUGGUUAAACUGGGGAGCAAUCUAGAAGACAAAGGCGUUAAACCCGUCAGUGUGGAGGAUGGCUUCCAAAACGUGCCGCUCAUCACCCCUCUGGACGUCGGUAACCUCCAGUAUGGAGCCCCAGACAAGGUGGUGGUGAAGACACGGACUGAGUACCAGACGGACCAGAAGAAAUCCAAGAUGAAGGUGCCCAAGGUGGAGGAGUUUACCAUCAGCUUCACUGACGGAGUGUCAGAGAGACUCAAGGUACUCUGAAAGUUAAUUUCUUAAUU
Salvelinus sp. IW2-2015 is the source of this 521-nucleotide messenger RNA. Its product is annotated as neuronal vesicle trafficking-associated protein 1-like. Gene Ontology annotation, biological process: G protein-coupled dopamine receptor signaling pathway; endosomal transport; clathrin coat assembly. Gene Ontology annotation, molecular function: clathrin light chain binding. Gene Ontology annotation, cellular component: membrane; endosome. Lineage: Eukaryota; Metazoa; Chordata; Actinopteri; Salmoniformes; Salmonidae. The record is from RefSeq and is a predicted model, not a curated record.